Messenger RNA from Tinamus guttatus (white-throated tinamou), 356 nucleotides. The record is from RefSeq and is a predicted model, not a curated record. NCBI's taxonomy places the organism in Eukaryota, Metazoa, Chordata, Aves, Tinamiformes, Tinamidae.
UUGUCUCUCCAGGAUGAGUUUUUAGAUGUGAUCUACUGGUUCCGGCAGAUCAUCGCCGUGAUUUUGGGCAUCAUCUGGGGCGUAGUUCCGCUGAAGGGGUUCGUGGGCAUAGCAAUAUUCUGCCUCAUCAAUGCUGGUGUUCUGUACCUCUACUUCAGCAGCUUCCAGCAGAUAGAUGAGGAGGAGUAUGGUGGAACGUGGGAGCUGACAAAGGAAGGGUUCAUGACAUCAUUUGCACUCUUUUUGGUUGUUUGGAUAAUCUUCUAUACUGCCAUCCACUACGAUUGACACAGCCCGCAGCCCCUGCCUGUGGAAGCCGUCUUCAGGAAAUCAAGAAGGUUUUAAUCAAUCCUAGU